Molecule: messenger RNA, 2752 nt
Organism: Hevea brasiliensis (rubber tree)
Lineage: Eukaryota; Viridiplantae; Streptophyta; Magnoliopsida; Malpighiales; Euphorbiaceae
Product: pentatricopeptide repeat-containing protein At3g48810
Exons: 2
Coding region: 286-2280 (664 amino acids)
Molecular function (GO): protein binding
Source: RefSeq, a predicted model, not a curated record
UAAAUUUAAUUAAGCUGGGUAAUCGUUGCCCUCCUUGAUUUGCACGCUAGAGGAUAUUGAAACGACAUCGUUGGACUGCGCAUUUGUAGUUUCCAAGUGACGGCUUGCCACUGGCCUGAGUCGAAAAAGAGGAUCUCCAGCAGUGCUGAAGCGACCCGGAGGCUGGAGGUAUGUGGUGUGUCUGUUCAUGGGUUUAAAGAUGUUUCCUUUUGGAAAUCAGUAAUCUGAUUAAGUAGGGUUUCAAGGAUUUUAGUUAUUUGAUGGUUAAAUUGGUUUAUUUCUGUAAUGUAUCUGAAAAAAGGAUGUUCCUUGUUGUUAAAAGUCCACAAACCUUCAAUCCCCUUUGUUUUAAACACAAAUCCAAUUCUCAAUGCCAACAGUAAACCCCAAAAUGAGCAAAAUCAAACCCAUCUCAAAGAAUUUGAUGUUUUAAAGAGGUUGAGAAGUGAAUCCAACAUUGUACUGGCUCUAGAUUACUUCAAGUCAAUAGCCAAUUCACAAGCUUUUCAACAUAGCCAAUUAACGUACCAAACCAUGAUUGAAAAACUUGGUGCCCAACGCGAUGUAGAUGGUGUACAAUACCUUCUUCACCAAAUGAAAUUAGAAGGAAUUAGCUGUAGUGAGGAUUUAUUUAUCUCUGUGAUCAAUACUUAUAGAGGAGUGGGUUUAGCUGAGCAAGCAUUGAAAAUGUUCUAUAGAAUUGGGGAAUUUGGGUGCAAACCUACGGUUAAGAUAUAUAAUCAUCUUUUGGAUGCGUUGCUUAGUGAGAAUAGGUUUCAAAUGAUCAAUCCUAUAUAUAGCAACAUGAAGAGAGAUGGGAUGGAACCCAAUGUUUAUACUUAUAACAUCCUUUUGAAAGCCUUAUGCAAGAACAAUAGGGUUGAUGGGGCGUGCAAGUUGCUUGUGGAAAUGUCCAAUAAAGGAUGUAAUCCAGACGUGGUUAGCUGCACAACUGUCAUAUCUUCUAUGUGUAAGCUUGGUAGGGUGGAGGAGGCAAAGGAGCUUGCCAUGAAAUUUCAACCUAUUGUCCCUGUUUACAAUGCUUUGAUAAAUGGUUUUUGCAGAGAAUACAAAAUUAAGGAGGCAUUUCGGUUGUUAAGUCAAAUGGCGGAUAAGGGAAUUGAUGCCAAUGUCAUUACUUACUCAACCGUAAUCAAUUCUCUUUCAGAUAUGGGAAAUGUUGAAUUGGCUCUUGCAGUUUGGGCAAAGAUGUUUGUGAGAGGUUGUAGCCCCAAUGUUCACACCUUUACUUCCUUGAUGAAGGGCUAUUUCUUGGGAAGAAGAGUAUAUGAAGCACUCAAUAUAUGGAACUUGAUGAUUCGAGAAGGAUUUGAGCCCAAUAUUGUUUCAUAUAACACUCUAAUACGUGGUCUCUGCUCCCAUGGGAAAAUGGAAGAAGCUUUAUCUGUUUCCAGUAAAAUGGAGAGAAAUGGCUACUCCCCAAAUACAAUCACGUAUAGUACUCUUAUUGAUGGUUUUGCAAAAUCUGGUGAUUUGUUUGGUGCAUCUGAGACAUGGAACAAGAUGAUGUUGAAUGGUUGCACUCCUAAUGUUGUAUUGUAUACUUGCAUGGUGGACGCCCUUUGCAGGAAUUCUAUGUUCAACCAAGCUCAAUGUCUUAUUGAGAAAAUGAUAACUGAUAACUGUCCUCCAAAUACGGCUACAUUCAAUGCAUUUAUCAGAGGUUUAUGUUGCAGUGGAAGAGUAGAAUGGGCUAUAGAAGUGUUCAAUCAGAUGGGGCAAUAUGGAUGUUCACCUGGUGUCAUAACAUACAAUGAACUAUUGGAUGGUCUUUUGAAAGCAACCAGAAUAAAAGAAGCUCUGAAACUUGUUAGCGAGAUGGAAGAUAACAGUAUCGAACUGAAUUCAGUGACUUAUAAUACCAUCUUGUGUGGAUUUUGCCAUGCUGGAUUGUUUGAAGAGGCUUUGAAGCUGCUAGGUAAAAUGCUGGUAAGAGGUGUGAAGCCUGGUGCUAUCACAUACAACACAAUAAUUUAUGCCUACUGUAAGCAAGGCAAGGUUAAGACUACCAUCCGGCUCAUAGAUAGAGUAAGUACGGGAGGAGAGUGGUAUCCAGACAUAGUUGCGUACACCAAUCUUUUAUGGGGGAUCUGUAAUCAGAUUGGGGUAGAAGAAGCCUUCAUGUUUCUUGAUAAGAUGGUAAAUAAGGGUAUCUGUCCCAAUGUAGCAACUUGGAAUGUGUUGGUCCGGGGCUUGUUUAACAGCUUAGGUCAUCUGGGGCCAAUUCACAUUCUGGAUGACAUUCUAGCUCAUGCAUGAGAUGCACAUAUUUUAAUGUUUCAGGGAAGGGAACUUCAACAGACAAAUAUGUUUUCUUGCUAUCAACGAAAUGAGCUGCGUUUUCACAUUGAUUGAAUAUUCAUGACUUCUUUUCUUGGAUCGUCGUUAGAUUCAAUCUCUUGCUGGUGCUCGAACAUCUUGAGAUGGCACAGAGGAUGACUCUGCAAUUUUUCUAUCAUCAGUUUGACAACACACCUAAUGUCCACCAUGGUUGCUUUAACAGCAAGAACAAUAAUCAAGGACUGCUUCAUACCUAUAAGCUCAAGUCUCCUAUGCGCUAGUUAGACUUGAUUUUUUAAAUUGAUUGAAAGUGAGAUCUGUAUAGUACUAUCCAUGGAUUUAUGGGUAUUUGCCUCAUGCACUUUGCAAAAUUUGCAUAUUCGUAUAAAGAUACACACACAUUAUAUUUGUUUGUUUGUACACAGUAUGCAGAGAUGCUCCUUGAUGCUCA